Molecule: messenger RNA, 1546 nt
Organism: Sinocyclocheilus anshuiensis
Lineage: Eukaryota; Metazoa; Chordata; Actinopteri; Cypriniformes; Cyprinidae
Product: NUAK family SNF1-like kinase 1
Exons: 8
Coding region: 66-1484 (472 amino acids)
Biological process (GO): intracellular signal transduction; microtubule cytoskeleton organization; protein phosphorylation
Cellular component (GO): cytoplasm
Molecular function (GO): ATP binding; tau-protein kinase activity
Source: RefSeq, a predicted model, not a curated record
CUGAUGAUUGACAGCUCGACUCCGCCCCUCACACGCGCGUCAUCAUGUGGUGAAUCCCAUCAGCGAUGCCGGGCUCCGGAGGAAAAGAGCACAGCCAGAAGAUGCUCGAGACUUUCAGAAGAAUAACAUUGUCUCCAGCACGCUUCACAGGUGAGCUGCUCCUCGGCGCGAUGGACUGCACACACACACCGGAGGAGCGAGCAGAGGUGAAGAAGCACCAGCACAAACACAGCCUCAAGCGCCGCUUCCAAGUGCUGGAGACGCUGGGCAGAGGCGCGUACGGGAAAGUCAAGCGAGCGGUGGAGAGGCGGUGUGGAAAGACGGUGGCUAUUAAAUCUAUUAGAAAGGAGAGAUUGAGGGAUGAUCUGGAUAGAGCUCACAUCCAGAGAGAAAUCGAGAUCAGUGCCUCUCUAGUGCACCCACAUAUCAUCCGUCUGUAUGAGGUGUUUGAGAGCAGAGAGAGGAUUGUGAUGGUGAUGGAGUACGCGAGCGGAGGAGAGCUGUAUGACUACAUUCAGGACAAACAGAGACUGUCAGAGGAGGAGGCCAGACACUUCUUCAGACAGAUCACCUCUGCUGUGCAGUACUGCCAUAAAAAUGGUGUGGUUCAUCGUGACCUCAAACUGGAGAAUAUACUUCUGGACAAAGACUUAAAUGUGAAGUUAGCUGACUUUGGCUUGUCCAACCGCUACACGAGAGGCCAGUGUCUGGACACGUUCUGCGGGAGCCCACUGUAUGCAUCUCCAGAGAUUAUCAAUGGACUUCCUUACCACGGACCUGAGGUGGACUGCUGGUCUCUGGGUGUGCUGUUAUAUGCUCUGGUUUAUGGCUCCAUGCCUUUCGAUAGCACAACUUACAGCGUCCUUAAAGAGCAGAUCCGCCACGGACGAUAUAAAACCCCUGAUGUCCUGUCAGAGGCCCGUUCAUUGAUCGGAUGGAUGCUCACGGUGAAAACAGAAGACAGAGCCACUGUGGAAGACAUCGCUAACCACUGGUGGCUAAACCUAAACUGUCCCAAAGCUAAAGAGAUUAAACCGUGCGCCUCCACUCUACCCAGAAAGAAACAUAAGGAAAGAACAUUGACCUCAAACAGCAGCUUUGUUCUGCUGUCGCCUCUUGAAUCGUCUUCCCCCAACCAGCCCACGAAGGGCAUCCUGAAGAAUCUCUACAGUCAGGUUGAGUACACAGAAAUGUCUGGGGCUGCUGGAAACAGUACGGCAGCGACUAGCAAGGACGUGGAAAGAAUCGGGACAGAUAACGGGAGGAAGAGGAAGGGCAUUCUUAAGUGUAACGGAAAGUUCUCCGGUGUUUCUCCAAUCACAUCGGCUCCUACGUGGUCACAUGGUUUCGGCAAAACUAGCCAGGAGUGUGAUGGAGGUGAGCAGCAGGAGAUGGAGUUUGAGAUCAAGAUCUCCCUGUGGAAAACACACCAGUCUACAGGCCUACACUUGCCACAGAAUAGCUAUUUUGAUCAUGUACAAUGAUUGUAAAUGCAUUGAAUUUAAUAACAAAGAAUAUAGGUAACACUUUUCAGUUCAAUUAGUUA